GACGUUAGGCUAGUUGAUCAAGAGAAAGUGUACGUAAUUUUAUAUGUCUAAAUGAGUUUUUUGCCUGGAACAGCGAGUUUAAUCAAGGAAAUUAACAAAGAACUGCUUGUCGUGUUGCGAGAUGGAAGAACACUGAUUGGAUGUUUGAAAAGCAUUGAUCAGUAUGCAAAUCUUCUUCUGCAAGAUACAAUUGAAAGGAUACAAGUUGGAAAGAAAUAUGGAGACAUAUAUCGUGGCAUUUUUUUGAUUCGUGGUGAAAAUGUGGUCCUUGUUGGAGAAUUUGAUGGUAGUGCUGAUGAAAAAACCCAAAUGAUAAAAGUUGAUGUUGAAGAAAUUCUUGAGGCUCAAAGGUCUGAUCAAAUUGCAAAAGAUGAACAUGAGAGGGCAUUAGUAAAAGCUCGACUACAACUGGGUAUGCAUGUCAAUCUGCCUGACUCUUACAUUGUAUCUAAAGAUGACUUUGGCACAUAAACUGCACUUAUUUAGAACUCUAGUUGAUGUUGUGUGUCUCAAAGAUUAUUUAUAUUCAUUUGAAUUCUUUAUAAAUUCACAUAUCAUUUUAUGUUGUAUGUAAUGAAAAAAAUUUGUUGUAAAUAUAGUGUUUAAUUUAAAACAAAUAUUAGCCUUUGUUGAAGAGUUGUGUGCCUUGUAUAAAUAAAUGUAUUUUUGUACACAAAUAAAAUUGGUUAAAAACUAA
Xenia sp. Carnegie-2017 is the source of this 697-nucleotide messenger RNA. RefSeq names its product U6 snRNA-associated Sm-like protein LSm1. The record is from RefSeq and is a predicted model, not a curated record. Gene Ontology annotation, biological process: deadenylation-dependent decapping of nuclear-transcribed mRNA. The transcript is spliced from 5 exons. The coding region runs from base 52 to 471 and encodes 139 amino acids. Gene Ontology annotation, cellular component: P-body; Lsm1-7-Pat1 complex. Gene Ontology annotation, molecular function: RNA cap binding. Lineage: Eukaryota; Metazoa; Cnidaria; Anthozoa; Malacalcyonacea; Xeniidae.